Molecule: messenger RNA, 737 nt
Organism: Aphanomyces astaci
Lineage: Eukaryota; Oomycota; Saprolegniomycetes; Saprolegniales; Verrucalvaceae
Exons: 1
Coding region: 240-650 (136 amino acids)
Source: RefSeq, a predicted model, not a curated record
CGCUUUGAUUCGCUCGAAACCCAGCCAAUCACCAUUAUGAAUGUUCAAGAGUCAUGUCCAACUUUCCCGUUGUCCAAUUGAACCAGAAAGCAACCGCCCGCCGCCGCACCGCCGCUGUAGUGUCUCGUCGUGGGCAGAUAGACAUGCUGGUGUUACAUGGCUCCACAAGCUCUCUCCGUUCCUGAUUGUGGAUAUCUUGGGCGCGAAUCCGACCUCUGUAGGAUUGUUAACCCUGUGGCAUGUACAUUGUGUCCGCCGACGCGCCUAUGAGAACCGAGCAUUGCCUGGUGUCACAAGCACUGGUUGAAGUUCCAGCUGUGGGAAUCAAGAUGCGGCCAGAAAGGGCAGAGCGAAGUCCACCCUUUCUCCAAGAUCUGACCUUCAUGACGAGGACAUGGGCGUCGAUCGCCGGUUACGUCCGUUUCGUCGUCGUCCCAAUCGAGAAAGGUGACCUCUCACAACGCAGCAUUGCCCUGCGUCACUUUUCGUCGCGACAACUUCAACUUGCGCAGCAAUCUCCACAAACUAGGACACCCCCAACACAACCAUGUCACAGUGUGCCAGGGAAAAGAAGUCAAGUGCAAGCGGGACGGCAUUCGAGUGAGCUGCGGCGGCGGCGGCGGCUAUGGCAAGGGCGAGACGCAACGUAGUGUACUUUAGCGCUGUGGACAGGUGUGUAUGGCCGUUGUGGCGUCGAUAAUGAUAGGUAAAUGAACCAGGAAUGCAUAUCAGUCGCG